This is a messenger RNA of Austrofundulus limnaeus, 2538 nucleotides long. It is a transcript of the gene rad54l2, whose product is annotated as RAD54 like 2. Lineage: Eukaryota; Metazoa; Chordata; Actinopteri; Cyprinodontiformes; Rivulidae. Gene Ontology annotation, molecular function: ATP binding; ATP hydrolysis activity. Gene Ontology annotation, cellular component: nucleus. The record is from RefSeq and is a predicted model, not a curated record.
ACAUUAUUUAUGGUCACACUGGAAAAAAUGAAAAUGAGCAAGGUUUGCUCCUUUAUUUGCACAUUUACUGUACUUUUCGAUUAACUAUUCAUUGUGCACACUAGCAGCCCAGCUUUUUGAACAACACAGCGUGCAGAAGCUCCUGAUGAAGGUGUGCAGGUAAUAUUUGAGAGCCUUGUAAGACAACAUGUCUGAAGAGGCAAUUUCAGAAAGUGACCUGGAGGCCAGCCCUGAGAGUGAAGUGGAGUUCAUGGAAAAUGAGGAAGAGGAGGACAAUGAGGAGAAUGAAGACAUGGAUGUUGAUGAGGAUGAAAACGAUGGAGAUGACGAAGACGAUGACCAACCUGCAAGUGCCCAGAGUCGAACAGACGGCACUCAGGAUGGCGGGGACUCCUCUUCAGUUUCCUCGGAAGACCCUUCCUCAAGACCUCCAUCCCAGCCUGCAUCCCGUCCGUCCUCCAGGACCUCUUCCAGACCUGAAUCUGGUUCUCAGGCUGCAGCCAGCCCUGAGAACUCCAGCCAGAGAAAACCACCUUCUAGUAAAACCAAGAAACAAAAAUCCUCUAAAUUACCCAAAUCAUCAAAGUCUUCAAAAGGCUCCAAACCUUCCAAACCAUCAAAGCCUGCACACAUGAGGAAAAACAUCAGAAAGUUGCUAAAGGAGGAUCAGCUGGAGGCUGGGACUAAAGCAGCUCAGCAGGAAGAGAUGGAGAGGCGGAAACGGCUGGAGCAGCAGAGGAAAGAAUUCCCUAUGCCUGCCUCAGUUCUCCCAGAUUCUCAACUAGUGGAAACUGCAGCUUUAUUAGCAGAAGUGUCUCAUUUAGUUCCCGCAGUCCCGUCAGAUGUGAUCUGUCUGGACAGCAGCGGGGAGGAAGAUGAAAAAUUAGAGUCGAAUUUGCCGGCGCUUGCCAUUAGAAAUGAUGUAAUAGAGCUCAGCUCGGGGGAUGAAGACGCCCUACAGAUAAGCAGCGAGUCGGCCGACGAGGAUGCCGAGGGUGCCACUGGUUCAGAGGAGAGCAGCGGUGCGCACAUCAACGAUGCGCUGAAUCUGCCGGACGCCCAGGGUCAAGUGCUGGUGAACAUCAACCAUCCUCCGGAGGAGAAAGACAUUUAUCUCGCCCCACAGCUGGCCAGAGCUGUCAAACCUCAUCAAGUGGGGGGAAUCCGCUUUCUUUAUGAUAACCUCAUUGAGUCUCUGGAGCGGUACAAGACCAGCAGUGGCUUUGGCUGCAUCCUCGCCCACAGCAUGGGCUUGGGCAAAACGCUACAAGUCAUUUCUUUUAUCGACAUCCUUCUUAAGAAUACGGAGGCCCGCACUGUGCUGGCUAUUGUCCCUGUGAACACGCUUCAGAACUGGUUAUCAGAAUUUAACCUCUGGUUGCCGCCUCAGGAUUCCCUGCCUCCUGACACCGACCCGACGCUUGUCACUGGUCGCACAUUCAAAGUUCAUAUUCUCAACGAUGAGCACAAAACAACGGUGGCUAGGGCCAAGGUUGUGGAGGAGUGGUCCAGAGAUGGCGGUGUGCUGUUGAUGGGUUAUGAGAUGUACCGCCUGCUGUCCAUGAAGAAGAGCUUUGUGAUGGGGAAGAAGAGGAAAACAAAGAAGCCUGUCGGACCGGUCAUCAUUGACCUGGAUGAAGAGGAUCGACAGCAAGAACUCAUGAAAGGCAUUGAAAAGGCCAUCGUACGGCCGGGGCCCGACGUGGUGAUUUGUGAUGAGGGCCAUCGCAUCAAGAACUACCAUGCCAGUACAUCRCAGGCCUUAAAGAGCAUUCGUUCCCGGCGCCGGGUGGUUCUCACAGGUUACCCGCUUCAAAACAACCUCAUCGAAUACUGGUGCAUGGUGGACUUUGUCCGACCGGACUUUUUAGGCACGCGGCAGGAGUUCAGCAACAUGUUCGAGCGUCCCAUCCUGAACGGCCAGUGUAUGGACAGCACGCCUCAAGAUGUCCGCCUGAUGCGCUACCGCAGCCACGUGCUGUACAGCCUGUUGGAGGGUUUUGUUCAGAGACGAGGUCACGACGUGCUCAGGCACCAUCUUCCAAGUAAGGAGGAGUUUGUGAUCUUGGUACGCCUCUCGCCCGUCCAGAAGGCACUGUAUACCGAGUUCAUGAAGCGCUUUCGAGAGGCGGGAAACAGUGGUUGGCUCGGUCUCAACCCACUCAAAGCCUUCUGUGUUUGCUGCAAAAUCUGGAAUCACCCGGACGUCCUUUAUGAAGCACUGCAAAAGGAAAACCAGGCCAAUGAACAGGACCUGGACUUGGAUGACAUCACCUCAGCCAGUAACCCUCGCUGCCCUGCUCCCAGCACUGGUCUGAAGGCCAAAGUACCGGACCCAAGCAACAGCAAAGUCAACAACAGCCUGCCGCUAGUCAACAUAUCUCAAGACCGAGCCAAUCAGGUCAUCACAUAUGAAUGGGCGAAGGACAUAAUGUCAAACUACCAAAUUGGAGUUCUGGAGAACUCUGCAAAAAUGGUUCUGCUCUUUCACUUGAUUGAUGAAAGUGUCAAGAGAAGAGACAAGGUUUUGGUCUUCAG